Molecule: messenger RNA, 2298 nt
Organism: Eimeria acervulina
Lineage: Eukaryota; Apicomplexa; Conoidasida; Eucoccidiorida; Eimeriidae
Exons: 2
Coding region: 1-2298 (765 amino acids)
Source: RefSeq, a predicted model, not a curated record
AUGGUUGUGGGAACUACUUUAGGAGAUUCAAGUUCAACAUUACUUGGGGAUAGUUGGGGUGUCUCCGGAGACAGCCAAGUUGUGAAGGUGAAGGAUUUAAGCCCUGCUGAUAGGUUUAGACGGAUUAUAGAAGAAGAGCAGCGUUUGUUUGAAGCAGAAGGAGGUGAUGUUUCUUUAGAGCCUCCUGCUGCUGCUGCUGGUGCUGCUGCUUCAUCGUCUUCUGCAGCAGAAGCAGCAGGUGCGCAUUCUUCUUCUGCUGGAGUUCUGCUCUACCCUGUACAAACACCCCAUCGGCGUCGCCCCUCUAGGAGAACUUCUGCUGCAGCAAAAGCAGCAGUAGGGCUGCUGCCGUCUGCCUUUCUCUUCUCUCAAGUUAUGGCGGGGGCGAGGAUGAAGGAGAAAGUUUUAGAUGGGACCUCUUUCAGAGGAUUUGAUUUGCCGGACGGACUCCCAGAUUCACCUAAUUCACUCACAACAGACGGCUUUGAGUCUCCUCUGUUCCCUGGGUCUCCAACAACAGUAAAGUCAGCAUUAUCAGCAGCAUCAAUAGCAGGGUCAGGAGCAGCAACAGCAACAGGCAUGGACGUGUAUGAAGAAGAAGACAGACUGAACAAGUGGAAGCACGCAUUGACUUCAAAGCCUGCAAUUGCAGCUUCGGGUGUACUUGCAGCUGCUGGGGGUUUAUACCUUUUACGAUAUUUGCUGCAGCAAUGGCGGCGGCGGCGACAUCGCAGCAGCAGCAGCAGCAGCAGCAGCAGCAGAGGUGUGCUGUCUGCGCAGACAGCUCGAUGGGACUUAGAAAGGUGUUUGCUUAUUAUUGAUAUCCAAGGAUCUCAAGAAGAAGGUCUUAUAAGAGGGAGAUAUGCGCCGGGCUCAGCAGCAGUACGUGUAGAUCUGCAUAGACAGAGCGCUGUCUUAUCUUAUUUUGUCUACCCUUCUGUCUUAACGUCUCCGUUUAGGGGGUUGUUAAGAAAGAAAGAGAAAAUAGAGGAAGUGCUUUAUCUACCUACAGACUUCUGCUAUGUUUCGGCUGCUGGAGCUGCUGCUGGAGCUGUUGCUGCUGCUGCUGAUACUGCUCCUGCUGCUGCUGCUGAUACUGCUGCUGCUCCUCAUGCAGAGUACUCCAGCAGCAACAAUAAUAAUAAUAGCAGGAACAGCAGCAAAGGAAAGAGCAGCAAGAGCAAAGACAGCAAGAACGCCAGCAGCAGCACCAAGGGAACCAGCUCCAGCACCCACAGCAACAGCAGCAGCAACGUGAAGAGCAGCAGCAGCAGCAGCAGCAGCAGCAGCAGCAGCAGCAGCGGGAAAAGUUACCUGAGGGAAUAUGAGAAGAAGAGCUCGUUUGGGCGUAGGCGUACUGUUGCAGUUGUUGUGCAGGCAGAGAGAUCAAGAGGGUUAGAAUUGUUAGCAGCAGCAAAGGGGGCAGCAGCAGCAGCAGCAGCAGCUGGACAUCCUCCUGCAGAUCUAGCAGAUGCAUUGCUUAUGAAACACAUAGGUGCAGCAGCACCACCAGUAGAGCUCGAGACGACCCCGCAUCCUGCUGCUGCUGCAGCUGCAGCUGGCGGCGGUGGGGACACAGAUCCGGGUGAAGCAGCAGCAGCAGCAGCAGCAGCAGCAGUAGCAGCACUGGAAGAAAAAACAGAGAUAGGCAAAGGGUGCGGAGGCGCUACCUUAACUGCAGAAGCUGUCUCUGUUUCUUAUAGCGGAACUACUUGCUGCGUGCAUGCAGCAGUUGAGCAUUUAGGGGGAGUUAAUGUAUUUGCUGAUGUUGCAGCACAGGCGUUAGUUAUUGCUGCUGCUGAAGACACCCCAGCAGCAGCAGCAGCAGCAGCAGCAGCAGCAACAACACCAGCAGCAGCCGCAGCGUUGGGACCGGAGUGCCGCAUCUUGCUGCCAAGACACUGCUAUUUAGCAGCAGCAGCAGAUGCAUAUUUUUCUUCGUCUUUGUUUACUUUAAAUAUACACGAGGAGACAGAAGAAGAUCUAUUACGGGGUGGAGACAAACAAGCUAUUAGCAGCGCUGCUGCUGAGGGGGCGGUAGUUCCUGCUGACGCAGCAGCAGCAGCAGCAGCAGCAACAGCAACCGCAGCAGCAGCAGCAGCUGAAGGGAUUAGUAUAAAAUCAAGUGAGAGGGAAUGGAGAGGGAGAGACAGCAGCAAAGGAGACAGCAGCAAAGGAGACAGCAGCAAAACAGCAAACAAGACGUAUCAGCAUGUUGAGGUUCGCUUCAGGCCUCUCCCUAGACCGAAGUUAAAUGUUUCUCUAGGUAUGCAGGAGCCACGGCACCUGCGCAAUUAA